GUGCAUGUGUGUCUGACCUGGCAACAGCUGAAGGGACGAAGCUUUCUCAUCUGUUUACACAUUGAUCAAAUUUCACUGAUGGGUGUGUAAGUUAUUUUUAUAAUUAUUUAAUUGGAUGAAGUUCACAUGGUGCAUUCACAGGCUCAAACCUUAAAUACUUCAUAAUCUUGUUUGUUGAUAAGCCAGAGCCCUGAGGUGUUGUCUGCUGUUUCGCGUAAAAUACAUUUUGUGGGUGUGUGUAUGUGCAAUAUCUUCUGUUCUACGAUCCUUCUUACUGCAUUUGUUUUUUUGGAAGCCACAAAAGCCAUCAAUUUUAAAAUAACUGGAUAUGUUUUUAUUAUUUACACAUGAAUUCAACAAUGCAGGCAUCAGAAGAAGUACAUUUAACACGCAAUACCUUUUUUCCAAUUAGAAGCACACUAAAACAUUGAUUUGAAGCAGCCAAGGCAUGAUUAAAAUAAAGGCUAAGAUGAGUCACAAAUGUAGUAUUGUAUUUUCCUGGCUGCUAUUGCGUCAAACGUGAGUAAACAUUUGAAGAACAAAAAAAGUGUUCCCCUUUGUCAUCAAGCUUCUAGAGAUGAGUGAUUGGAAAAAUUGUCCAUCUACAUCACAAACUGUUUUGGUUAAAAUGCAUUAAGGAGCAAUAGGAUUGCUUGUGCAAAUAGAUUGACUUGUUUUACCUGUUAUCGCAGCACAAAAAGCUUUGCUACACGAAAUUGACAAGCGUGAUAAUGGUUUUGUGGAUGUAUCAAUGUAUCAUUUCCUUGACGCCACUCUGGCCCAAUCAAUUAAAACCCCUGCCAUGGAAAAUUAUUGAUAUUUGACCAUUUUCCGGCUCUAACGCUGGUGUUAUAAAAGGGGAGCUGUGAGUAGCCGAUGAGUAGAGGUCUGGUAAGCGGUCAUGUCAGGGAACAGGAUGGCAGCAUUUGCACUGGUGUUGUUUCUGCUCGCAUGUGCUGCUGCUGUUGCGGCAAGUGAAGGCAAAAAAGUAGAGCAGCUCCAAGCAGGGAGGGAGGCAACAAGAAGCUUUGCGGGCAGACAGGAGCCUUUGCCUUCACGCACGGAGAGACGGGCGCACCUUUCGGAGGAGGAACGCGUGAUCAUGACCAAACAAAUCAUGCAAGCAAUCUCAGAGAUGGUGAAUUCUGACUGCAUGUUGGACCGUGACUAUCAGGGUUGGGUGGAUUUCGGACGCCGAGACGCAGAAUGAAAGAUAACAGAGGCGACGCCACAGCUAUUUCAGUGCUCAUCCAAUGCUUUUGCUUUGACGCGCGACUGAGUUCUUGCAACUUCGUGAAUAAAGUUUUUUGCAAAGUUAUAAAAGUGACUCGAGAGAGCUGAAUUG
Molecule: messenger RNA, 1345 nt
Organism: Phyllopteryx taeniolatus (common seadragon)
Lineage: Eukaryota; Metazoa; Chordata; Actinopteri; Syngnathiformes; Syngnathidae
Product: gastrin/cholecystokinin-like peptide
Exons: 2
Coding region: 902-1210 (102 amino acids)
Biological process (GO): digestion
Cellular component (GO): axon; extracellular region
Molecular function (GO): neuropeptide hormone activity
Source: RefSeq, a predicted model, not a curated record